Messenger RNA from Molossus molossus (Pallas's mastiff bat), 1565 nucleotides. RefSeq names its product X-ray repair cross complementing 4 (gene XRCC4). Gene Ontology annotation, molecular function: DNA binding. The record is from RefSeq and is a predicted model, not a curated record. Gene Ontology annotation, biological process: double-strand break repair via nonhomologous end joining; positive regulation of ligase activity; immunoglobulin V(D)J recombination. Gene Ontology annotation, cellular component: DNA-dependent protein kinase-DNA ligase 4 complex; DNA ligase IV complex; nucleus. NCBI's taxonomy places the organism in Eukaryota, Metazoa, Chordata, Mammalia, Chiroptera, Molossidae. The transcript has 8 exons. The coding region runs from base 233 to 1231 and encodes 332 amino acids.
GAAACCAAAGCUUAUCACUCCGGCCAGGCGGAACAGUAUCCUGAAACCCCCAUCCAAACCUAAAAAGCCGCUGGACAAGAACAACAACUCUUGGAAAGACCCCAGCCCCGACCAAUCAAGGACGACCACCACUCCUUGGCCUGGCAACCACCAGCCCUAAGUUUAAAACCCCUUAGUCUGUAUGAACCGGCUGCUGCGCUCUACAUGGAGGCAGCCUGUCAGGUGACCAGAAAUGGAGAAAAAAGUAAGCAGAAUCUGUCUUGCUUCUGAACCUGAUAUAAUUCAUUUUCUACAAAUCACUUGGGAGAAAACACUAGGAUCUGGUUUUGUUAUUACACUUACUGAUGGCCAGUCAGCAUGGACUGGGACAGUUUCUGAGUCAGCGAUUUCCCAAGAAGCUGAUGACAUGGCAAUGGAAAAAGAGAAAUAUGUUGAUGAACUGAGAAAAGCAUUGGUGUCAGGAGCAGGACCAGCCGAUGCAUACAAGUUUAAUUUCUCUAAAGAGUCUUGUCAUUUCUCCUUUGAGAAAAACCUGAAAGAUGUUUCAUUCAGACUUGGUUCCUUCAACUUAGAGCAAGUCGCAAGCCCCGCUGAGGUCAUUAGAGAACUUGUUUGUGACUGCCUGGACACCAUUGCAGAAAACCAAGCCAAAAAUGAACACCUGCGGAAAGAAAAUGAAAGGCUUCUGAGAGAUUGGAAUGAUGUUCAAGGACGGUUUGAAAAAUGUGUGAGUGCUAAGGAAGCUGUGGAGACUGAUCUUUAUAAAAGGUUUAUUCUGGUUCUGAAUGAGAAGAAAGCAAAGAUCAGAAAUUUACAUAAAUUGUUAAGCGAAGUUCAAGAACUAGAAAAGAACAUCGAGCAUGAAAGGGAAACUACAGCCUGUUCUGAAAUGACUGCUGACAGAGACACAAACUACGAUGAAAGUACUGAUGAGGAAGGGGAAGCCCUGCCGGAUCCUUCAGUGUUAGCUCGAGCUACUUUAAAAAGAGAUGAUUCCAUUAUUUCAAGUCCUGAUGUCAAGGAUAUUGCUCCAAGUAGAAAGAAGAGGCAGCGGAUGCAAAAGAAUCUUGGGGCCAAACCAGAAAUGGUUCCUCAGGAAUCUCAGCCUCAAGGAAAGGAAAUGUCCGACCCUCCAGUACCUGCGAUGUUGAAAAUGGACCACAGCCCAACUGACAUGUCUUUAGAAACUCUACCAAACAGCGGUUCAGGAGACCUCUUUGAUGAGAUUUAACUGUCUCAGAAAAGUACUUUGAUGUUCACUAGACUAUGCUUUCUAUUCAUUUCUUCAAACUGAAAAAAACGAAAUUUCAACUCAGCAACAGCUAUUACUUCAUCUUACAAUUUAAUUACAUACACACUGAGUUUAAACCAUUGUGCAGAGUGGAUUACACAUGAAUAUGAAGAUAGGAUUUGAUGACAGUGGUACAUUAUUCUAAACUAUUCAUUCAGCAUGCCUAUAAUUACAUAAAAUCUCACUUUUUGUUUCGAAGGACACGUUUAUCUUGUUCAGUUUACACGUAUUAUGUGUGGUAACUGUCUAACAUCCUGUCUAGGAAGGUUUUGGA